CAUGCAUGCACGCACCAUCUCUGUGGCUUUCUUUUUGUGACUCUCAAACACACUUGUAUUACAAAGGCACUGCUCACUUAAUUCUUGCUGUACCAGAAUAAAUAUACAGCCUGACUCACUGGAGAUAUCUAUAUUUAGUGUUAAUGGGGAAGCCAGUCUUGUAGAGUUUCAAGAGGCAGUCACAGAUUCUGGAUCCUGUAGAGACAUGCCUUAUCCUUUUCCUGGAAUCUGUAUCAAGAAAUGAUUCCAGCACCUUAAAUGCGUUGAGUCAAUGUGGAUGUUUGCUGGCUGUAAGUCCCACUCAUCUACUUCUGAGCAAACUAGUGCUGGAAAAGGAGCGAGUAAGGAACCAACAUAGCAGCUGAAGUUUUCCGUUGCCAAGGAUGUCAACUGAUACUCUACAGCCGUCUCGGCGAUUAAUGAGGUUGGUCGGAACUCCUGGCACACAAAGUAGCAACCCAGAGAUCCGUUGUCCAGUCCAGUCAUCUCCUGGGAUACGCAAACCGAGUGCUGUAGAACGCCUGGAAGCAGACAAGACUAAGUAUGUCAAGAGCCAACAGGUGGCUUUCAAGAAGCAGCAGCCGGUCACUUGUCCCGCCAACAACAGCCAGAGUGGAUCAAGUGCUCAACAUCCAACCAGAAAGGUCCCUUCUAGACCCAAUAAAUCUGAGACUCCCCCCCUUAAUCUGGAACACCUUUGCAAACUAAUCGAUGGUGUUGGUGAUACAACCGUGCCAGUUGUUUCUACGCAUCCCAAUGGUGCAGAGAAAAUUCAAGAUUAUCCUGACCCAUGCAAGCCCCUCUCUCCAACUCUAAAUACGACGGAAGAAGCUUCGGUUGGGUCGACUUCAACAACUCAAGGUAAAGCUGUGGUAGAGGCCAUAGGAACUAACGGAUGUCCUACCAUGACUGUGAGGAGAGUUGAUGUCAGGCCACAGCUACCUCAAAUGAGGAUGGCAGGUAGACCACAGCUGCAGAGCCGUCCACCGAUGCAGGUGUCCAAGCCGCAGUUUCCAGCGCAACUUUUGCGCUUUCUUAGACCCUACACACAGCCAAUUCAACACUCAAUUGCUUUCAAAAGGCUUCAGAAUGUCACAAAUGUCCCCCGAGGACCUAUUAAACCACCAAGCAGUCCUGCCCAAAGCUCACCUUCCUCUGAAUCUCCAUCAAGGCCAUUCAAUUCUUUGCCUCUUCCCAUAAAACCAAAUGCUGAACCAGCAUCGUGUGCCUCUCCUGCCCCUCUUACUCCGAGCUCAGUAGCUUCGUUCCUGGCCAAAAAUGACUUCCAAUCACCACCAUCUCCAGCCAUCACUCACCAUUCCUCAACAAGCUCCAGGAAACGUCCUUCAUUGACUCGUUCAAAAUCGGAUGUCAGCGACUGCAUUUCGCGAGCUGGGGCAGAGCUUGAACGCUUUUUUAAUUAUUGUGGCUUAGACCCAUCGGAUUUAAAGGAGCUAGCAAGACCAGGAUCCGACAUUGUUUCCGUUUCCCGUCUCCGUAGUGCCAGUGCCCCGGCUUCUGAGCGUACAGCUGAUGGUGGCGAGGAUGAGGAGGAAGAGGCAGCAAAAGAUGAACAUCCUGGUUAUGGUAUUUCCAUAAUUGAGAGAAAUGCACGAGUGAUCAAGUGGCUUUAUGGAAUGCGCCAAGCCAAAGAGAGUCCUAAGGUGGCCAACAUGUAACAACAAGGGACACACAACCAUUAUUCUGACUGAAAUCAAUUAUGUCAAUUGUGGGCUUCAAUGCGCACUGUGGCUACAUGUUGUACAGGGUUUACUUUGCUUUUCUCAUUCAGUGUUUGUCUCUGUUAUUUGUAAUCACUAGAUGUAAUUAAAUCUACUGUGCAUUCACCACAAUUUAUAAUGGCUAAAGCUUGGUGGUCAUCCAGUGUUAUCAAACAGAAACACUAUUGUUUUGUGGUGACCUCCAAUAAGCCAUUUAUUGCAGUUCAAGUGUCUUUUUCUAUCCAUGUUGUACUUCUAAGGCCAAUUUAAAAGGUGGUACAAAUAUCUAAAAUUGACGGUAUUUCUGUUAAGACAUGCAACAAAAUUGCAUUUAGGGAAACUCUUUGUUGCAGCUAAUAAUUCACAUUUAAUGCUUGUUUUACUAUCUUUUACAUGUGACAAUUAAUUUAUGUGAAUAUUGCUUUUAUUGCUGUGUUAAAACUCAAGUUUACAUAUUCACCCCAAAUCUUUAUCAAAAAAUAGAAUGCCAGGUAUUGCCAGUUCUGGCCCGAAUCCUGCCCGGGGCAGGUCGAGUAGGACCGGUGACAUAGAGUCCUGAACUAAAAAGCAGAUUUGAUCUGUCCAAGGGUUUGUCAUCAUAUGACAGUCCAAAACCACAGAGGAUUUGACAGUAUUGCACUGAUAAAAUAGUGUUGACCAAUAUACCAAACUGAUCAUAGAAUUAGAUCUGCAUGAUUAAAAUCAAUAAAAAUGUAUUUAAACUACAGUACUUCUGUCUACAUUAUUGUCAUUUUCUUUUAUUACAAAUUUCACUGUAAAGACUUACAGUUGUUUUUAUUGGGGUGGUGUCCACACUGGUGUUUCCUCUGGUAAUAAAUCUAGUU
Xyrauchen texanus (razorback sucker) is the source of this 2566-nucleotide messenger RNA. Its product is annotated as protein FAM110A-like. Lineage: Eukaryota; Metazoa; Chordata; Actinopteri; Cypriniformes; Catostomidae. The transcript is spliced from 3 exons. The coding region runs from base 384 to 1679 and encodes 431 amino acids. The record is from RefSeq and is a predicted model, not a curated record.